AGAGAGAAAACGGAAUCACAAAAGAUGUUCUCUUGACAGCCAAUCUCAAUCCCAAUUCACUUUUGCUUUUCAGUUUCCAUUUCUUUCGGUUUUUUUUUCUUCUUCGGGUGAGCUUUGAUUCUCAGGCUCCAAACUUUCAGUUUCCCCUGCAUCUGUAUAUUGAUUCAUACGCUUGUUUUGGCUAGUUGCUUCUCACAAUUAUGAUGCAUGAUACAAUUUUCAAGUUUGAUUGAGGUAAUGAUGCAUGAUUCUCACAUUGUUGAUUGUUGAGUGGGAUAUUGCGAUUCAAGUUUGAUUGAGGUGUGAGAGAUCAGAAGUUGGAGGGUUUAUCCACCACAUCUGGGUUUAGAUGGCAAAAUUAUCACAUGCAGACUCGAGAAGAAUGUACUCUUGGUGGUGGGAUAGCCACAUUAGCCCCAAGAAUUCAAAAUGGCUUCAGGAGAAUCUCACAGAUAUGGAUGCAAAAGUGAAAGCAAUGAUCAAACUUAUUGAAGAAGAUGCUGAUUCUUUUGCAAGAAGAGCAGAAAUGUACUACAAGAAGCGUCCGGAGCUCAUGAAAUUGGUGGAGGAGUUGUAUCGAGCUUAUCGUGCAUUGGCUGAAAGAUAUGAUCACGCGACUGGGGUGAUCCGCCAGGCCCAAAAAACCAUGGCAGAAGCUUUUCCAAACCAAGUUCCAUUGAAUUUUAUUGAUGAUUCACCUGCAAGCAUUGCUUCUGGGACUGAUCCUCACACACCGGAUCAGCUGCAAAUGGCGUAUAGUUUUGAUGUGGGGAGGAAUGGGGCAUUUACAGAGGAUUUCGAUUCUGAUUCUGUAACGAAAGGGAAUGGAUUGAACCCGAAUCAAGAUCUGUUUGGAUGUGGAGGCCAUGGGGAAGAACAGAGUUUGCACAGCAAUGUGGGCAACACUCUUGAAGCAGUAGAGGCAUAUUCAGAUUUGGAAGAGGCAGGCGAAUCUGGCGAGCUGUCUGAGCUGAAAUCGCAAGGCUCUCGUGCCCAAGAACUCGGUGAGCAAGCAGGCAAAGCUGAAGCUGAAAUUCAAGCCUUGAAGGUGGCUAUAUCUAAGAUGGAAGCUGAAAAGGAAGCUAGUCUUCAGCAAUACAGCGAAUGCUUGGAUAGGAUUUCUGCUUUGGAGAAAGCCCUGUGUCGUGCCCGGGAGGAUAGUGCCGCACUUGGUGAAAGAGCUAAUAAAGCUGAACUCGAUGUGCAGUCUAUUGAGAUGAUAGCUAAACUGGAGAAUAAGUUACAAAAUGCAGAGGAAGAUGCCAUAAAGUUAAAUGAAAGAGUAAAAAGAGCUGAAACUGAGGUUGAACUUUUGAAGCAAUCUAUGCCCAAAUUGAGAGAGGAGAAGGAAGCUGCAGCUCUAAAGUACCAGAAAUGUUUGGAGACAAUCUCUAGUUUAGAGGGUAAGCUCUCUUCUGCUCAGGAAGAAACACAACUACUUAACGCACAAAUUGGUAAUGGAGGUGCGAAGUUGAAGGGAGCAGAAGAGCGGUGCCUCGUGUUAGAAACAUCUAAUCAGUCUCUCCACUCUGAGCUGGAAGCUUUGACAUUGAAGAUGGACAGCCAGAAUCAACAACUUACAGAGAAAAAUAAGGAUUUUGGGAGGUUGUGGGCAUGCGUACAAGAAGAGCGCUUGCGUUUUGUGGAGGUUGAAAUCGCUUUCCAAACGUUACAAGACGUGCAUGGGCAAGCUCAAGAAGAACUGAGAUCUCUAGCUUCAGAACUGCAGAAUCGGGUCCAACUCUUAAAGGAUCUGCAAACUGAUAACCAGAGAUUGAAUGAUGAAGUAAUGAAGCGACAAGAGGAGAACAAGAACCUCAUUGAACUCAAUUUAUCCUCAUCCAUGUCAAUAAGAAAUAUCCAAGAUGAGAUCUUGAGCUUGAGGGAAACAAAAGGGAGACUCGAGAAAGAGGUUGAGCUCCAAGUGGACCAAAGAAAUGCUCUUCAACAAGAAAUAUCCUGUCUGAGAGAAGGGAUGAAUGAUUUGAACAAGAAACAUCUAUCUAUCUUGGAGGAAGUGCAUGCGUUAGGCCUAGACCCAGAAUGCUUCGGAUCAUCUGUGAAGGAAUUGCAGGAUGAGAACUCCAACUUAAAAGAGACGUGCAAGAGAGAAAACGGUGAGAAAGAGGUUCUUUUGGAGAAGCUAAAGUUAUUUGAACAGCUUCUUGAGAAAAAUUCUAUUCUGGAGAAUUUCCUUUCGGAUACAAGUGCUGAGAUGGAAGCUGUUAGAGAGAAACUUAAGGCUUUGGAGUUCUCUUGCCAAUCCCUUUUGGUUGAAAAAUCAACUCUUCUUGAUGAAAGAGGAGCUUUAGUUGGUCAGCUGCAAUUGACAACUGAGAACCUGGAAAAGCUCUCGGCAAAAAACGCUUUUCUGGAGAAUUCCCUUUCUGAUGCACAUGAUGAAGUCCAAAGCUUGAAGGUAAAAUCAAAAGGCUUAGAAGAUUCGUACCGGAUACUAAUGAAUCAGAAAGAGGAUCUUUCAGGUAAAAUGGAAAGUUUAAUUGCUGAGUUGCAAACCACCCAGUUAAGGCUGCACAACCUGGAGAAAAGUUAUGCGGACAUUGAAGACCAAACAUAUCUUCAUGGUAGAAUUGAAAGUAUUAAAGAAUCUCUCUGCAAAACCGAGGAAGAAAAUCAGCAAUUGGCUGUUCAGAUUUUGGUUCUUGUCACUUUGCUAGAGAAGCUAAAACUAGAGGCAGAGAAUCUCCAUACAGAAAAGAGCAUUAUUCACCAGGAGCUCAGGAUUAGAUCUCAUCAGUUUUCCAUCUUGCAUAGUGAAGCUGUUGAACUGCGAGAAAUGAAUGAAGAAAUGAAAGCAAAACUAAUGGAAAAAGAGAGUAAGGAGAACUUAUUGGAACUUCAGAUAGAGAAUCUGAGCAGCAAAUUGAUGACUCUGCAAGUAGCUUAUGAUGCCUUAGAGAGAGAGCAUUUGAAACUUCACGAGGACAAGAGAUCCUUGAGUGACGAGUUUUCUUUCUGGGAAGAAAAAAGACAUAUCUCAGAACAGGAGAACUAUGUUAUCUGUGGUGAAUUAUUAUCACUUGAUACCCUCUCUUUGGUGUUCAAGAACUACAUGAAAGAAAACUCUUUGCAAAUAAAGACACUCAUUUCAGAUGUUAACAAGCUACACGAAGUCCAUGGUGAAACCACAGAAAAGCUGAGCUCAAUUAAGAGGGUGUUGGAAAAGGUAAAGAUUGAAAAUCUCAGCCUGAUAAAGACAUUGCAGAAGGUAGAAGAUGAGUUGAAUACUGCAAGGAUUGUCAAUGAUCAAUUAAAUCAUGAUAUUGAAAUUGGAAAGAAUUUAUUGUUUGAGAAUGAGCUGAAACUUCAGGAAAUAAGGAAGAAGCUCAGCCUCACAGAAAACGAGAGAUUGGAAUUAUAUGAAAGUUUGGAGAUUCUGAGAAGAGAACACAAUGAUGCUAAACGGACUACAGUUCUCCAAGAACAGCAGAUUGAAGCAUUGUCUGCAGAAUGUGAACAUUUGAGCACAGAGAAUGGAAAUCUUCGUGAAGCAAAACUCUUUUUGGACAAUGAGCUUCACCACUUAUGUGAAGAGAAUGGGAAUACUAAAAAGCAAAAGGAAGCAUUGCAUUCUGAACUCCUGAAGCAAACUAAUGAGAUCCACAGAUUGGAAUCAGAAAUGGAGAAGCUUUUCAGGGAAUUGUAUAUGUACAUGUGUUAUUACGUUUUAUAUGAGCAAAAAGUUUCUGAGCUCAUGGCUAGGCAUGAGAGAUUUGAAGCUGAAAGCACCUCCAAUGAUUUCAAACUUUUAAGAGAAAGGUUAAGCAUUCUGGAUGUUGAAAGCAACACUCAUAAAACUCAACUGGCUGCGUGUUGCGCUGCUAUUGUUUCUUUGAGCAAAUGCAUAUCAUCCCUGGAGAAACACAUACCUGGAAAACUUCAAGAACCUGAUAAUGAGGCUAAUUUAGUUGCAAACUUUCAUUUUGGAAACAAUCCAAGAGAAAAUGAAAGUUCCAUCUCAACAGAUGUAGUUUCAGACCUACAAGGUUUGGAAGCACGGGUUGAAGCUAUUAAGAAGGCUUUAAUUGAAAUGAAGCAGCUUGAGGAGGAAAAGAAUGUGAGAAUGCAUUCCAAGCUGCAGGUUGCAAAGAAACAGAUAGAAGAGUUAAAAUCUAAAAACCAUGACCAUAGGAAAAACUCUAAGCUUGCAUUUGGAGUCCUGGAGACAGAAAAUGGGAUGUUGACAAAAGAUAUUAUGCUCGACCAGAUAUCUGAUUGGUCACCUUAUAGUACUGGCAAACGAGAAUCGGUUGAAGCUGAUAACCAUACACUUGAAGUAUGGGACACUGCUGAUUGGAAUACAAGCAUCGGUCUUACUGUUUGCAAGGCUAGGCUUGCAAUUGCAGAUCCUCCAAUCACUGGGAAGAAUAGUAAUUCCCGUCGCAAAUCAGUGAGGAAACUGAAAAGUGAUCGUCUUGGUUCAGAUGAGGAGUUGGGAGUGGACAAAUUGGAGGUCUCCAAAAGAUCAAUGGAUCUUCAAGAGAGGAACAGGAGAAAAGUCUUAGAAAGGCUUAGUUCUGAUGUUCAGAAGCUGAUGAACCUUCAAAUUACGGUACAGGACUUGAAGAGUAAACUUGAGAGUACUGAGAAGAGCAGAAGAGGGAAAACAGUUGUUGAAUGUGAAACUCUGAAGGGGCAAUUGAAUGAUGCCAUGGGUGCUAUGAAUAAGUUAAUUGAUCUGAGUGGGAAACUAAUGAAAAACCUUGAAGGUGGGUCCUCAUCAUCUGCAGUGGAGUUAGAGGAGAAUCAAAGUGUUGGCAGGAGGAGAAUCUCAGAACAGGCUCGAAGAGUAUCUGAGAAAAUUGGCGUUUUACAGGUAGAAGUGCAGAAGGUGCAGUUUGCUUUGCUGAAACUUGAUGAUGAAAGAGAUUGCACAGGCAAAACAGGAAUGUCUGAAGAAAAAAGAAGAGUUUUGUUGCGAGAUUAUCUGUAUGGGGUUAGAACAAGAGAGAGGAGAAAGAAAGCAAGAUGCUGUGCUUGUUGUGUCCAGCCUGCAACUCAAGGAGAUUGAUACAUCCCUACUCAGCUACUACUCAAAUACCAUAUACAGACCAACUUAGUGUGUAGGAUUAAUUUCUUUUUGUGUGUAUGUAUUAUAUUCAUAUACUCUUUACAGAUUUACCAAAAUGAAUUGUUUAUCUUCUCCCC
Molecule: messenger RNA, 5169 nt
Organism: Ipomoea triloba (trilobed morning glory)
Lineage: Eukaryota; Viridiplantae; Streptophyta; Magnoliopsida; Solanales; Convolvulaceae
Product: protein NETWORKED 1D
Exons: 4
Coding region: 350-5032 (1560 amino acids)
Cellular component (GO): plasma membrane
Molecular function (GO): actin filament binding
Source: RefSeq, a predicted model, not a curated record